AUGGCUGCCAACGGUGUCAAGGCUGGUAGCAAGCGAAAGACUGCCCCCGCUGCUGGCAAGGGUGCUUCCGACGGCAAAUCGAAGAAGCCCAAGUUCGAGAAGAAGGCCGAGCCCGCGGAAUCUCCCGAGGAGGACUUGGAGGACGCCAUGGAUUCUUCGGACUCUGAUGACGGGGGAGUCAAGCUGAACCCGCGCGAGAGGGCCAAGCAGGCUCAGGAGAAGGGCAAGAAGGAGGGCGGUAAGCCCGACAAAAACAAGAACGUCCAAUUCGGACAAAACUCGAAGGAAUCCCACGCCAUUCAGAAGAAGCUGGCUCUCGAGCGCAAAGCCGCGAAGCCGCUCGCCGACGAACUCGCACGAACCAAGAAGAUCUGGGAGCGAUUGAGGAGGAAGUCUCACGUGCCGUCCGAGGAGCGGAAACAGCUGGUCGACGAGCUUUUCACCAUCAUCACCGGCCGCAUCAAGGACUUCGUUCUGAAGCAUGACGCCACCCGAGCCGUCCAGACUGCGAUCAAGUACGCGAAUACCGCUCAAAAGAAGCAAAUCACCAAGGAGUUGCAGGGAACCUACUGUCAACUUGCUGAGAGCAGAUACGCGAAAUUCCUUAUCGCUAAGUUGGUCGUUCAGGCCGACUCCGAGAUCAGGGAUAUGAUCAUCCCCGAGUUCUACGGCAAGGUCCGCAAGCUGAUCAAUCACCCCGAGGCGUCAUGGAUCCUGGACGAUAUCUACCGCCAGGUUGCGACAAAGGAUCAGAAGGCCAUCCUUCUGAGAGAGUGGUACGGCCCCGAGUUCGCCAUUCUUGAGCGCAGCAAGGACGAGAAGCCGACUGCGGAUCUGUCGGUGAUCCUUGAGAAGGACCCGAGCAAGCGCGGUCCUAUCUUGAAAAGUCUCCAGAACAUGAUCAACUCGUUGGUCCAGAAGAAGAUGACUGGUUUUACCAUGCUCCACGACGCCAUGUUGCAGUACUUCCUGAACAUCAAGCCGGGAACCGAGGAUUUCACCAUGUUUCUGGAGAUGAUCAAGGAUGACGAGACAGGUGAUUUGCUCAAGAACAUGGCGUUCACCCGUUCGGGAUCUCGGUUGGUGGCCCUUCUUUUGGCCCACGGUACCUCUAAGGACCGUAGAAAUCUUUUGAAGGCUUUCAAGGACAACUUCGUCCUGAUGUCGGGCGACGCCUUCGCCCACAUUGUUAUUCUCACUGCCUUCGAUGUCAUUGACGACACGAAGAUGACGCAAAAGGCAAUCUUCCCUGAGUUGAUUGGCGACGACAAGGAGAGUGCUACGGACAACAUAAUCGUCGCCACGACAAAUCCCUUCGCAAGGGCAACCUUGCUGUACCUGCUCGAGGGUCAAUCCCGGGCGUUGUUCCCUCCGAGUAUGAACGACGACCUGGCCAUUCUCAAGGAGGUUGAUGAGAUUCGCCAGACAACCAGUAAGAAGGAUGCCGAGGUCCGUAGAAAGGAGUUGGUGGCUGCGAUUUCACCCGCCCUUGUCGAGGCUGUUGUUUCUUCCGCAUCAACACUUGUAGCGGACGCCUUUGGAUGCCAGCUUGUUGCCGAUGUGCUGCUUUCCGCCGAGGGUGACAAGACCGAGGCCCUCAAAGCCGUGGCUGCUGUAGCAGAGGGCGACCCCAGCGCGGAGCCCAUGGAGGAAGACGGCGUCGCUGCGCCCCCAGUUCAUGUUUCUCGGACACCAUACGGAGGCCGUCUCAUCAAGACGUUGAUUGCUGGUGGCAAGUUCAACAAGGAGACCGGUAAAGUCGAGCUUGUUGAGCCACCACUGAAGUUCGCCGACAUCUUGUACCCAGUCAUUAAGGACCACAUCCUUGACUGGGCCACCGGACCUAGUUCUUUUGUUGUUCUGAACAUGCUCGAGGCUGAGGACUUCAACUAUGCUUCUGAGCUGAAGAAGGUUCUCAAGAGCCACAAGAAAGACCUGCAAAAGGCUGCCACCGAGGAGACGGCCGACCAGAAGGCCGACCGCGAGGCGAAGGCGCAGAAGGAGGCGGAAAAGAGUGAGAAGGGAGGAAAGAAGGGCAAGAAGGUUGGUGCGAAGUCGGACAGACCCGUCGGUAAUCUUGGUAGUAAGCUGUUAUUGGAGAAGCUCUAG
This is a messenger RNA of Colletotrichum karsti, 2109 nucleotides long. Its product is annotated as pumilio domain-containing protein. The transcript is spliced from 2 exons. Gene Ontology annotation, biological process: regulation of translation. The coding region runs from base 1 to 2109 and encodes 702 amino acids. NCBI's taxonomy places the organism in Eukaryota, Fungi, Ascomycota, Sordariomycetes, Glomerellales, Glomerellaceae. Gene Ontology annotation, molecular function: mRNA binding. Gene Ontology annotation, cellular component: nucleolus. The record is from RefSeq and is a predicted model, not a curated record.